CGCACAGCCGUUAGUGGACGUUGAUUGUGAGAUGACGACCACCACCAAUCAGUCGUCUCGUGGCUUUUGCCGUGUGCAUAACUUGCUUUAAACAGCUACCGUCGGGCUGUUCCAAGUAAAAGUUUGUAUUUCGUUGCGUUAACGGUCAAAAGCGGUCCCGGUGCUACCGGCAUGCCGGUGCACGCGGAACCCUCGUCACUUAUACCGCCACCGCCGCCGCAUCAUACGGUGACGUUGGCAUCCGAACCGCGUUUUCGACGAUGUCUUCGUAAGUUUUUUGCCCACCUGUUUAGCAAUUUGGGCCUGUUUGGACUGGUGGCCGGGUAUGUGAUCGUUGGGGCCUUUGUUUUUCGAUUCCUAGAAGCGGGCAACGAGCGUCAGCAAAGGGAUCGUAUAGGCCGCCUUAAGAAUGACUGUUUAGGAGAACUUUGGAACAUAACAGUUACAAUGCAUGUUCUUCAUGAGCUAAAUUGGACAAAGAUGGUUUAUGAACCACUUCAUAAAUUUGAAACGCAAAUAAUGUCUACAACAAAUAUACAGGGCUAUGACAAAAAUACUGAACAGUGGUCACUAACUGGUGCAUUGUUAUAUUCUGUUACUGUAAUAACAACUAUUGGGUAUGGUAAUUUAGCACCAAAAACACCACAAGGUAAAAUUGUAACUAUGGUAUAUGCUCUGUUUGGCGUGCCUCUCAUGUUACUUUGUAUAUCCAACUUGGGAUCCUUGUUGGCAGGCACAUUUCAGUUUGCAUAUUCCCAUACGUGUUGUUCUAAAAAACGAAAAUCAGAAAGUCGAAGAGAAAAGGCAAUGAAGAAGUGUAAAUCGAUGACUGAGGUUAAAAUGUCCCCACAUUCCGCACAUUCUUUAAACGGACAUCAUAAAAUUGAUCCAGAAGUAUCAAAAUUGCGAAAACCUAUAGGAAGCAAGCCUGUGUACCGUUUAACUUCUGAGGCAAAAAACGUUCUAUGUGAAUGUGCAGAAUACCAAUUGGCAAAUUCGCCCACGCACGAUCAUGUAGCUGCACAUAUUCUUAGACAAUUGGGCGACAGUUCAGAUUUGUCAACAGUUCCCGAAGAAGAUUACUCCUACAACGAUGAAAAUGAAGACUGCUAUGAAUGUCGAAUUCGCAAUACUACUUACGGCACACCUUCUAGAAUACCAUUAAUUAAAAACCACCAUCAAAAAGAGCGGUCACAGCAGAUUUUGAAUGUACACACAAUCAAACCAUCUAAAAAACCAGUGAGAACCCCCGCGCCGCCUGGUGUACCGGUGAUUUUGGUGUUGUUAGUUUUGGUCGGUUACAUAUGUCUAGGUGCCGCUGUGUUUGCCACUUGGGAAGAUUGGACAUUCAUCGAUGGCGCUUAUUUUUGUUUUGUAACCUUAUCAACAAUAGGAUUUGGUGACUUUGUACCUGGGAAAUCUUUUAAAGGCACCGACACGCAAAACGGUCAACUGCAGUUAAUUGCUUGCUGUGGAUACCUGUUGUUCGGACUGGUCUUGAUUGCCAUGUCAUUUUCACUGGUCCAGGAAGAAGUUGUCUCCAAGUGUCGAAAUGUGGCUAGAUACAUGGGACUCCUAAAACAACCUCGACCGAACACACAGCCUGCUCCUUAUGCUCUGUAACCAAUGGCUAGUCUCCUUCGGCUAAAACGUUUAACUGACUUCGCAUUUCUAGUGUACAAUAAUUUUGAAAUGUGUGUGUGUGUUAAAUUGACAAUCAGAAUUAACUCUAACAAGAUCAUACUGAUGGCGUGAAUUUGGAAAUGAAGACGCUACAUAACCUGUGAUUAAUACAUUUGUAUACGAUGAAACCAAAAUACAAUAUUGAAUAAACUGGUUUUAGUUGAAAUUUUUUUAAAAUUCAAGAACUUACUUGAAAAUUGAAUAAUAUUUACAUUUAAAGACAAAAAUGUGCAACUUGAUUUUUAAGUAGUCAUAAUUAGAAUCACAGAAAUAAAUGUGAAUGAAUAUAUUUUUGUAACCAUUUUGGCUAUAUUAUAUGAAAAAAUUAAUCAAUGAAAAUUAAUGAUCAACUUGUGGCUAAUAUUAUUUAAAAAUUCGUUAUCAUGUAUAUUUUUUUGAUUUAAAAAUAAUAAAAUAAGUAAUAAUAAUAAUAAUACAGAUUUCGAUUGAUAAAUUUUCAAAAUAUUGUCGCAUCUCUAAUUUACUAUUUUGACUUAAUUACGUAAGAAAAAACAAGUU
Messenger RNA from Daktulosphaira vitifoliae (grape phylloxera), 2202 nucleotides. RefSeq names its product potassium channel subfamily K member 18-like. The coding region runs from base 172 to 1623 and encodes 483 amino acids. Gene Ontology annotation, cellular component: membrane. Lineage: Eukaryota; Metazoa; Arthropoda; Insecta; Hemiptera; Phylloxeridae. The transcript is spliced from 6 exons. The record is from RefSeq and is a predicted model, not a curated record. Gene Ontology annotation, biological process: stabilization of membrane potential; potassium ion transmembrane transport. Gene Ontology annotation, molecular function: potassium ion leak channel activity.